Molecule: messenger RNA, 3611 nt
Organism: Nerophis lumbriciformis (worm pipefish)
Lineage: Eukaryota; Metazoa; Chordata; Actinopteri; Syngnathiformes; Syngnathidae
Gene: gpr156
Product: G protein-coupled receptor 156
Biological process (GO): gamma-aminobutyric acid signaling pathway; G protein-coupled receptor signaling pathway
Cellular component (GO): membrane; G protein-coupled receptor heterodimeric complex
Molecular function (GO): G protein-coupled GABA receptor activity
Source: RefSeq, a predicted model, not a curated record
CUUCUGACAGGAGCUCGUGUAGAGACUUCUCGGCGUACUUCAAAAUGUGUGAUUCUUCUUUUCCACGUUGGAAACAUCUUAAAAGAUGGCACUUCCUUAUCUAGUCUUGCAACAUGGAAGCAGACAUCCUAAGGAUGUGUGCUUGAAAGUGCACUGACGGAGGCCAAACAUGGAAGCUGAGUGGAACUGCAGCUUCCAAUGUGAAUCACCACUCUGUCUCAUCCACUCAGAAGUCAACAGGCAGGAGAGCAUGGAGGUGAUGUACAGACUGUGCACUCUCAGCAAGAUGACCGCGGAUCCUCUGAGGCGCUCCCUCUCACCUGUGCUGAGCGCCGUGGUGUGGACGCUGCUCUCCUGCGGCAUCGUGCUGGCCUUCUGCUUCCUGCUCUUCACCCUGCGCUUCAAAAACAACAGGAUUGUCAAGAUGUCCAGUCCCAACCUGAAUGUCCUGAGUCUCUUUGGAAGCAUCCUGACCUACAGCAGUGGCUUCCUGUUCGCUACGGACGGGCGAUCACACCCGCAAAUGGAAGCGUCGACGGCAGUACUUCAUGCUCAGGUUUGGACUCUCUGUCUCGGCAGCACAAUGGUGUUUGGACCUAUUUUGGGGAAAACGUGGAGACUGUACAGGGUGUUCACUCAGAGAAUGCCUGACAAGAGAGUGAUCAUUCGAGACAUCCAGCUGAUGGCAAUGGUUGCCCUCCUGCUCCUGAUGGACCUGCUGGUUCUUACUGCCUGGAACCUCACGGAUCCCAUUCGUUGUUCUCAAUCAGUCACUGCAGUGGUGAAGCUGUUGGAGAAAGACAUAUCCUACUCUUUGUCGCAGCUUCAUUCCUGUUCAUCUGUGUACUCGCAUCUAUGGGUCAUCAUUAUAGCUGUUAAAAAGGGUUGUCUCCUCCUCUAUGGAACAUAUCUAGCCGGCCUGACCAGCAAUGUCAGCCACCCUCCGGUCAACCAGUCUCCCACCAUCCUAACCGCUGUCACUUUGGUGGCCCUCUGCUCCACUGUGGCCAUCCCCGUGUCCGUCUUCAUGCAGGCUUGGCCCAAUUUGGUUUACAGCACUGUGGGUGGAGCCAUUUUCAUCUGUACGCUGGCCACCAACUGCAUGUUGUUUGUUCCUCAGCUGGCUGAGUGGCGGAACUUUGAAGAGGAUCAGAACAACCCGGGUCAGAUGGCCAAGUAUUUCAGCAGCCCCAGUAAGAGCCAGCCUUCAGUGUACAGCCAGGACGAAAUCUAUUUCCUGUUGGGGGAGAACAACUCCAUGAAAAAACUGCUCAAUGAGAAGAACGCUGUGAUUGACAGCUUGCAGGAGCAGGUGAACAACGCCAAAGAUAAACUUCUACGUCUGGUGUCAGCCAGCCAAGGGGAUGUGGACUCCACAAAUCUCCCCUCCUCCUCCACUCAGACCACAGAACUUCAAUCCUGUAACCUUCCAGCUUCUCCACCUCAGAGGGACAACAAGUCCAGACUCUCACACGUGUCCGUUUUACCUUGUUUUAUUGAUGCUGACCGUCCAGGGUAUUCUGAGCUUGUCCCUCCAUCAAGCUCCAUAACUCCUCCUGCAGCCCACUCUCCUGUCCUGGGUGGGUUGGAUGUAGAUUCAUGUAAGUCCACAGCAGAGGAUGCAGGCUUACUUAGGACAGCAGAGGAGACGGCUCACUUUGUCACUUCAGUCCAAUCACAUAGAUUGUUAAACCCUUGUGAGGUUGAAACCUUAAGCAACUGCCCAACAUCCCCCUUGGGACCAAGCACCCGACCAACUGGUUUUGUUAGUAGCGAGAAGUUGCAGGAGAUCCUUCAAGAACUUAAUGUGGAAACAGUCUUGUCCAGAAGGCCUUCUCACAUCAAAUUCAUACAAGACUCCUCGCUUUCCCCAAUCUCCUUCCAGACACCCCGCUCCCCGAACCCUACUUUAGUCUUCCACUACCCCAGCAUCUCACCCUACGCCAUGAGGAAACGUCGGCCACCCUUCCAUUCUCCGAGACGUGCUGUGGCCCCAGCUUGUCUCUACACAAAGACUGCUAGCUGUAGGCGGACGAGAUACAAAUGCGGGGCCCAGAAUCAAAGCAAGCAUCCUGAAGGAGUCAUCCUAAAUGGGGGAGUCACAAUGGGUAGUACCCUCCGGGUUCCUCUUGAGGUGCAAGUGCAGGAUAAAGAAAGCUUGGCAUCAAGGCCUGAUAUAGAUGCCUGUGAUAUAAACAUGGGCAGCGAUGCCAGGCAGCACUGUGAAGACAGGAUGAACCCUUGCCACCACUGGGACUCAGACUCGAGCAGCUCAACAGACUACAGCUUCUACCACCGACCGUACUGUGACUCCUGCUUGCAGAGAGGCUCGCUUUUGUCCUCAGACUCCUCCUCAGACUCCUCGGACAGCGAGUAUGAAGGUUACAGCCUCUACCGCGCUGCACAUCCUGUUGUGUUCAAGGAAGACCUCGAACCAACACUUGUGUAAUCAGAACUUUGAGGCACCAUUUAGUUCAAAUGAUCCUUAGGGACAACUUUAACAACAAGUAAGUUAAACUUUAUUUAACUUAGUGAAAUCAAUUUGACUGCAGUGGGAUAUGUUAUUUAACGGUGCAAAACAGUAUCUCCAAAAGGUGAAUACACCACUCACAUUUCACAACAAUUGUAUUAUAUCUUAGGGACAAUACUGUAAAAAUACAACUUGGAUAAAACAUACAGUAGUCAGUGUCCAGAUUAAAAAGCUGAUAGAUUUAAAAUAUAACGACACAUGUUGCAGCACCACAACUACAGCUCCCUAAUGCACUCAGGCAACUGCAGACCAUAAACAAGACACAAUUAACUUACUUCUCACUUGCCAGAUAUUUUAACAAUGGCAGUUUGUUGGAUACUAAAUCAGUGCUGCUAUUCAAGCUAUAUACUGACUACUCUAAAGUAUAUCCAAGUUGAAUUUGUGCCUUAGGAAGAUAUGCUGUAAUGAAAUGCUCCUUUUGUGAGAUACCGUAUAUGCACAUCUGUGUUUAUUUUACACAUUUAACAGUUAACUGGUGCAGACAUCGAGCUCUGAAUACCCAACAGUACACCUGCAUUAUCUAAUGACGGGAGUUGUUUUAAAAAUGUUGCUUUUAUAUGGAUAAUAAUAUGCUAACUAAAAUAUUAGGAACAGUUCUCAUUUUGAUGCAGACGACAACCACAAUAAUGAACAACUCAGCAUUAUUACGAUAUGGCUCUUAUGACAGAUCUCAUUGGAUUAUGCAGGGGUACUUUAUAUUUAUGUUGGGGCUGGUGAGUGUGUUUCGCAUAUUUACAUAUAUUUUGUUUUUUAUUGACAAAUGAAACUAAUUAAAAGUACACUGGUUAGUGAGUUAGUGACAUUACGUUGUCGGACUUGACGAUGAAGAAUUUAAGGAACGCUAUAUUUAUUGUGUUAUUUAUUUUUACAAGUUGCUUUCUAGAUCACUUUAGUAAUGUUGUGAUUCAUUGAAAAUGUUGUUUUAAUGUACAACUGGAGUGUUUUAAUUUAUUGGUCUUCUUGUGACAAACACUUCAAGCACAUGAUGUGAGCAUGAGGUGAAUACUCCAUAUUUCUACACUCAAAAUGUUUUGUACUGUCUGUAUGGUGGACUAAAAGGGCACAAAGAGACCCAACUGGC